Molecule: messenger RNA, 763 nt
Organism: Caenorhabditis sp. 36 PRJEB53466
Lineage: Eukaryota; Metazoa; Nematoda; Chromadorea; Rhabditida; Rhabditidae
Source: the annotation of a GenBank genome assembly
AUGGCAGAUGCGGAACGGCGGGACUUCAAGUUCAAAGUGGUUUUGCUCGGCGAGGGAUGUGUUGGCAAGUCGUCGUUGGUGCUGAGAUUUGUGGAGAACAAAUUCAGCUCAAUCCAUUUGUCCACCAUUCAGGUAAGUUGUUACCAGUGAAUCUUUGCGCAGUCCGUUCUUUUCAGGCGAGUUUCCAAAACAAGACGGUGCACGUGGAUGACUGUCGCGCUGAAUUGAACAUUUGGGACACUGCCGGACAGGAGAAGUACCACUCCCUGGGGCCCAUUUACUACAGAGGAAGCAGCGGAGUACUGCUGGUCUAUGACAUCACUGAUCGGCGGUCCUUCGACAAAGUAUUCCAGUUCCAGAAGACGAAUGAUAAAAUGUUCGCUUUCAGGUCAAAAACUGGGUUCUUGAGAUCAAGACGUGUCUAGGCAAGACGGCUGAAAUUCUCGUCGUCGGCAAUAAGAUUGACCUCGAAGAAGACCGGCAAGUGAGCAGACACGAUGCGGAAGCGUACGCAGAGUCCGAGGGAACUCUGUACAUGGAGACGUCGGCCCAAGAAAACAGGGGAAUCGGCGAAGCAUUUGAGGCGCUUACUCAAAGUAGGCCGCGCUUUUGAAUAGAGUACAAUUUGAACAAUGUGCAAUUUUCAGAAAUGAUCGAACGUGCACGAAUAGCCGUCGCGGAGGAGCCCACUUCGAAUCGCUCGAUCCGAUUGAUUGAUGAAGCCGAUCAACGGGACGGACAGAGCAAAAAGUGCUGCCGAUGA